UGAGACGGGAUGGUAUGGGACAGAGACAACCACAAAGCGUAGUAGCAGUAUGUGCCUGCCCCGUCGACUCAUCUGGUCGGUGGCCAUUGUCUACGUGGGUUACUCAAUGCUGAUCGAGGCACGUCCCCAACCUCAGCGGGAUCUCCAGCACAUUGCCGUAGUGGAGAAUGCCGCCUGGGAGCAGACCCUGCCACAACAGUUCCAGAAUCCCUUCUACAAGACACCCAGGGUCAGGGAUGCUUUGGCCAGAUCCAGUUGGUUUGGGCCUGGCGAAGAGGUGGUCUAUGAUCGUCAGGCUGAGAAAAUUCCACGUAUGGAAAUAUAUAAUGUGUUAUCCCAUGCCGGUCUGAUACCACGCCGGCGUUUCUUUUAAAUAUUUUGCAUCUAUCAAAUUAUGUUAUGUACACCAAUAUGAAAAUAAAAAUCGCAGUCAUUAGUUU
Molecule: messenger RNA, 440 nt
Organism: Drosophila obscura
Lineage: Eukaryota; Metazoa; Arthropoda; Insecta; Diptera; Drosophilidae
Exons: 3
Coding region: 50-373 (107 amino acids)
Source: RefSeq, a predicted model, not a curated record